GGAAGCGUUGAUGCGCUCAGAGCAGUGCAAGUGACACACACACACCCAUCCACAAAACCGGCAGACACGGAUAAAAAUCACGCCCUCUUCCAUCUCUCGGCCGGCUCCCACUCCCGCAUCUCGUUGAAGAAGCCCGGCACGCGGUUCCUCUUGCCGGCACCGGCCACCUCCCCUCUGUAGCUCUGUGGCACUCGAAAGCCCUCCUUCGGCCGCCUGACCUUCGCCUUAGCCCGCACAGCAGAUGAUUGGACAGCUGGGGCAGGGGAUGGGCCGGCAGCCCGCCAUGGCGAGAGCAUCAUGGGGGCAAGGGCAGGCUUCUUGCUGCCAGGUGGGGGGGUCGAUGGCUGGGGCUUUGGCUUUGCUCUUGCCGCCGACCGUUGGGUGUUGACCUGGUCGGCUGAGGCGCGUAUGCGGUCAUUCAGCCUCCUGAGGUCUUCGCGGGACGGAAGGCCUGCAUAAGGAACGCAGACCGACGCUUUUGUGUGGGGCUUCUUCUGCAUGUGUGGUGCGUGAGUGCCCGCUAUUUACCAUGCACUUUUGUGCUCAAAUGCUCCACAUCAGUGCGGAAGUAGAAAGACACGGGGGCGAAGGAGGUCAGGCCGGCAGUCGGAUCAGCACCCAAAGCAGACGGCAGCUUCGCUGACACGCACACACACACACACACACACAGAGAGAGAGAGAGAGUGCAGAUGAGGGAUGGACACACACAAGGAUGUGUCCUGCCUGUGUGGUGUGGGUAUUGACUCCCACCUGCAUUCAUUUGGUCCCUGUGGACGUUGAGGAACUCAAAGGCAGCUCGGGGCGUGAUCAACGACUGGCUGGCAGGACGAUAGCUGCAGCAGCGAGGACAACAGCCAUGAGUGGCAGCACCAGUGCCAUCCGUCCGUCUGUCUGCGUGCCCACCCAUCGUAUCUCUGAUGGCAGCCGCGACACAGAUUGACCUGCAGUGCCACAACCAGCCCGAAGAUGAUCUCACCAUCCAUCCGCCCCAGUCGUCUAUAACCAUUUCUCACCUUGAUUGCGCCGACCAGCCGCCGUGCAGUGCCCAGCUCAUCGCCGCAGUCAUAGCACCGCCGCGUGAAGUACCGGUGGAUCAUAUCACGCAGACGAGAGGCUGCAAGAAGGCGUGCACACAACGGACGGCAACAUUGAAUGUGCGCACGAGCCCCACGUGGAUGGCCUCCGUAGUACUGUACCUGACAGCUGGUUUUCGGAUCGCACACCCUGCGGCAGGGGCACUUGCCGUGGCAGCUGUCGGUACUUCUCCACCCAUAUCUCACGCGUAUCUGCACACGCUCAAGAACGGCACAAUGACCCUCACCCACCGCUUUGUGCCUUUGCUGCCUACGUGUGAGUUGGGCGAGGCAUUUCUCGACUCUGAAGAGGCGCAGUAGCUCAUGCGGGGCCAGGUGGGCCAUCACUGAACGCAUCACCUCGUCCGGCAAAGCACCGAACGUGAAGCCAUCUCCACGAGCUGAAGCUGAGGACACAGCCGCAUUCCCACUUGUUGCGUCCUCCUCCAGGUCGAUGGUGACGACUUGUCGCUGUCUUGGCCUCCGUGACGCCGCAGACUCCUCAGAGAUGACUGAGGGACAGCCGGUCAUUUGAUUCGGUGCAGCAGGCGGUGUACGACGGGAGGCUACUUGCGGCUGCCGACGGCGGCUGGGCGUCACGUGGGGCAUCUCAUCCACAAUCAAGCACUCGUCAUCGAUGUCCAUGGGCGACUUUCGGUCUGUCAAGAAUUCUUUCCCGGGGAGAUUCGAGACAAACCCCGGAAUGCUUCCAGUCCGCUCGUCAGAUCAGAUUCUGUUUCUGGCUGGAAUGAUGCUAAGCUCGCAGGCGAGUUGCUCCCUGAAAGAGGAAGAGAAUGAAGAGAAGAGGGAGGAAAGGCAAACGACAAUGCAUUCGCCUCUGGGUUCCUACUCUCGUGCAGGUCGUCUUGAAAAGAAAGGAGAGGAUGUGUGUGCGCGUGAUAGACGACUCGCCUC
Vitrella brassicaformis is the source of this 1988-nucleotide messenger RNA. Lineage: Eukaryota; Vitrellaceae. The record is from the annotation of a GenBank genome assembly.